AUGGGAGGCAGCCUCCUGGGCACUUUUUACCCACCAAAACCUGCAUCUCAAACACACUCACCCUCCAAGACAGGACACCCCCAUCCUUCUCCCCAACACCUCACUCACCCUUGCACACCCAGAUCCCCCACCUCUGACCCCACCCUUGCUCCUCCCCCUACAUCCACCCAGAAUUCCAUACCAGCUCCCAUCCUUGAUCCUACUCCUGCUCCCACCAAACCCCUGAGCCCCAUUAUUAUUGUGGUACCACUAACUGCCCAGCCACCCUUACCCAAGGCCCAAUGGACCCGCCACCACCACAAACCACACCACAGUCACACCACAAUGCACCACCAGACCCCCCAUCCCAGAGGGCCCCUACUGGGCAGACUUGACAGAUGCUGA
Molecule: messenger RNA, 384 nt
Organism: Portunus trituberculatus (swimming crab)
Lineage: Eukaryota; Metazoa; Arthropoda; Malacostraca; Decapoda; Portunidae
Product: extensin-like
Exons: 1
Coding region: 1-384 (127 amino acids)
Source: RefSeq, a predicted model, not a curated record